This is a messenger RNA of Phoenix dactylifera (date palm), 777 nucleotides long. RefSeq names its product lachrymatory-factor synthase-like. Lineage: Eukaryota; Viridiplantae; Streptophyta; Magnoliopsida; Arecales; Arecaceae. The record is from RefSeq and is a predicted model, not a curated record.
CCAUAAAAGAACAUAAGGCACCCCACCAUCACCACCUUAGCCCAUGGAGCAGAACCAGUUAGAAAAAUGGGAAGGCAAAGCCUCCAUCGAUCUCCCAAACGCGAAGGCUGACCAGGCCUGGUCUCUCCUUUCCAACUUCUUCAGCCUUCACUUGUGGCUCCCCGCCAUCGCCGUGUGCGAGAAGGUGGCCGGCAUCGAGGGCCAACCGGGCUGCACUCGGUACUGCGCCACCGCGCCAGGCGACGACAGGGAGCCCGUGAUGUGGGCCAAGGAAAAACUGCUAGCUUUCGAUCCCGUGGCUCGGAGCUACUGCUACGAGGUCACCGACAGCAACGUGGGGUUCGACCGGUACGUCGCGACGUUCAAGGUUCUCGAGGUGGAGGGAGGAGGUGGGUGCAAGCUCGAGUGGUCGUUCGAGUCCGAACCGGUGAAGGGCUGGACCCGAGAUGGCUUGACCGCUUAUCUGCAGACUGGUCUCGAAGACAUGGCUAAGAAAGUCGAAGAAGUCCUGAAGGCUCCUCCUGCUUUUGCUGCUGCUGGAUAAAAGAUAGGGUGCAGUUUCUUUCUUUCUUUCUGAAGUGUUUAAGAUGUAUGUGGGGAUGGUGCCAUAUUAGUGCGUGGGAAUAAAUCCUUGGUCAUUAUUCUAUUAAUGACUUUUAUUCGAGAAUAAAGGGAAGUAGUUCUGCAUAUGGUUUGUUUUGUCAUGGCUUCUGAUUCAAUUCUAGAUUUAUGCAAAAAGCCAGUGAUGCAAUUUGAUAUCUACUUGAAGGAUUGAAA